GACGGUUUAAGCACGUCCCUCGAGGGUCGCCCCUCUUCCGUACAAGAUGGUACGGUCCGCUUUGCGCGGUAAAGUCCAUCAUCAGCAGUAAUGGCGUCCAAGGCAGGUCGAAGAGGGACGAAGCGCAAAGCGGAGGUCCAGCCCGAGGAGGAGCCGUGUCUGGAGAAGAAAGAACAAGGUGAGGAGAAAGAGGCUGAAGAUGAAGAGCAAAGUGGGCCAAAAGUCAUCAUUGAACACUGUAAAAGCUGACGAGUGUAUGGGCGUAAUGCCGAGGAGGUGAAAUCUGCCCUCUUGGCUGCCAACCCUGAACUGAAUGUGGUCCUCAACCCUGAAAAACCUCGAAGGAAUAGCUUUGAGGUCACUCUGCUGGAUGGAAGCAAAGAAACAUCUCUGUGGACUGGAAUAAAGAAGGGUCCACCACGAAAGCUCAAGUUUCCUCCACCUGAUGCGGUUGUUGCUGCCCUGCAGGAGGCUUUGAAGGCUGAAUAGAUGCCCAUAGAAGCAGUGCAUUCAGGAGAUACGACUGUUGGAAGCAAAAUGAUGAGGAGUGACUAAAGAGAGGUUCUCAGUCUCUCCCCUGAUGAGCCAAGCUCCAGCUGCCAUUGUCUUCUGGAUACACAGUGCCAUCUAGUGGAGCAUCUCUGAGCUAAAAUACCCAGUGCUGCGUUUUCAUCUUUUUCAAGCGUUCCUGUUGUCAUUUAUCAAAGGGUUCAUUGCUUUUUUGAAUAUAUUUUGCUAAAUAAAGUUUCUCAUAUUGUG
Molecule: messenger RNA, 759 nt
Organism: Salarias fasciatus (jewelled blenny)
Lineage: Eukaryota; Metazoa; Chordata; Actinopteri; Blenniiformes; Blenniidae
Gene: selenoh
Product: selenoprotein H
Exons: 5
Cellular component (GO): Golgi apparatus
Source: RefSeq, a predicted model, not a curated record